GAGGAGAAGUUGACCUCAGUGACUUGGAUAAUGUCAUGCAAAAUAUGGGAAUAGAGCCCACACCUAAAGAACACUUGGAGCCAGUGAAUUUACUUCCAGUUUAUGGAUUGCAAGUUGGUGUUCGGGAUCUUGAUGCUAUUCUUGGAAACAUGUCAGUCAAACUCACAGCUGAGGAACCUAUUGACCUAACUCCAUAUAUACCAGUUGAUGAAGGAGAGGUUGUUGUCAAUGACAUGAAAAAAGUUCCUGGAAACAUGGGAGUAGAACUCAAAGAAAAGAAACAUGAGUUGGUGAACAACGUGCCAAUUAAUGGAGGGAAGGUUAACAUGAGUACUUUGGACAGCAUUCUGGGGGAAAUGAGAAUUAAACUCAUAGAAAAGGAAAAGGAAAAACUGACAGAAAACCUGCUAGCUAAUGGAAAAAAGGUUGAUGUCGAUGACCUUCCAAAUCUUCUUAGGAACAUGGGAAUUGAGCUGACAGAUAAGGAAUGCUCAGAGCUGAGGAAAAUCCUACCAAUCAAUGGUGGGAUGAUUAAUGUCAAUGAUCUGAACAAAGUUCUUGGAAACAUGGGAAUUAAGCUCACAGAAAAAGAACAUGAAGAUCUGAUAGCUAAUCUUCCAGUUGAUGCUAAUGGAAAGAUUGUUCUCAAUAAGCUAAUGGAUGGAGUAAAAACUGUUAUAGGGGAGGACAUGGAUAUCUCUGACACAGAAGGCAUUCUGGAAAACAUGGGGAUACAAUUUUCAGAUAAGGAACACUUGGAGUUAUUGAAAAAGUUAUCAGUUGAUGGAGGGGAAAUUGAUGUUGGUAAAUUGGACACAGUUCUGGGAAACAUGGGGAUGAAUCUCACAGAAAAGGAACUUAAAGAUCUGACACAGAGCCUGCAGACUGAUGUUGAUGAGAAAGUUGAUAUGAAAAAGGUAGUGGAUGAAGUGAAAGCAUUCACAGGUGAAAAUAUCAAUAUCAAUAACGUGGAAAAUGUGCUGAGUGAUAUGGGAAUUGAACUUCCAGAAACAGAAUAUACAAAGCCAAUGAAAGCACUGCCAGUUAGUGAUGAUGGAAAGGUGCAUACAAAGAGAGCACUAAAGGAUGUGAUGUCUUUCAGAAGAGGAAAAGGUGACAUCAGCAACUUGAGACCACUUCUAGAAAAAAUGGAUAUCAAACUCACUGAAAAAGAAUUUGAACGGCUAAAUGAAAAUCUACCUGUUGAUGGUAAGAAAGUCAGUGUCAACAGCUUGAGUACUAUACUGGACAAUAUGGGAAUCAGGCUUACAGAUGAGGAGCUUAAGGAUCUGACUCAGAAUCUCCCUGUUGAUGUUGAUAAGAAGAUUUCUCUAGAAACAUUGAUGAAUAAAGUGAAAAAAUUUAAAGGAGAGAAGGUUGAUUCUAGUGACCUGAAAAGUAUCCUGGGAAACCUGGGGAUUGAGCUCACAGAUAAGGAAAAAGAAAAGCUGCUGGAAACACUGACAACUGAUGCUGCUGGAAAAAUUCAUCUCAGUAGAUUGCUGAAGGGUGUAAAGUCUCUCCAAGGGGGGAAGGUUCAUAUAAAUAACCUGGACAAUGCUCUAGGAAGAUUUGGAAUUGAGCUCACAGAAGAGGAACUUGCAAAGUUGUCAGAAGACCUACAAAUUGAUGCUAAUGGGAAAGUUGAUCUGAAAGAGGUGAUGGAUGGAGUAAAAGCCACUACAGGAAAUGUUGACAUCAAAAACCUGGACACUGUACUUGGCAACAUGGGAAUCAAGAUCACUGAUGAGGAACUUAAAGAUCUGACACAAAACCUGCCAGUCAGUGUUGAUAAUAAAGUGUCCCUUAAAACCUUGAAGGAUGAAGUAAAAGCUUUUACAGGAGAAAAAAUUGAUUCCAAUAACCUACAAAAUGUUCUAAAAGACAUGGGAAUUGAGCUUACAGAUAAGGAGCUUGAGCAACUGAUGAAAACACUGCCCAUUGAUGCUCAUGGAAAGGUAUUUCAAAACAGAUUGCUGAAGGAUGUGAGGAGUAACAAAAGAGGAAAGGUUCAUGUAAGUAACCUGGAUACUGUGUUAGAAGCCAUGGAGGUCAAUCUUACAGAAGAGGAACUUGAUCACCUGAAGGAUCUUCUGAGUGCCUAUAAGAAGGUUGAUCUGAAAAAAGUGAUGAAUAGAAUAGAAGAUGUUACAGGAGAGGAAGUUGAUGUCAAUGACAUGGAAACAGUUCUAGGAAAUAUGGGAAUAGAACUCACAGAUAAAGAACUGUCAGGACUGGUGAAUAAUCUGCCAGUUGAUAAGGGAAAGGUCUAUCGAAAUAGGUUGCUGAAUGGUAUAAAGUUUCUUAAAGGAGGGAAGAUUGACUCUAGUAAAGUAUACACUGUUUUGGAAAACAUGGGCAUGAACCUCACUGAAAAGGAACUCAAAGAUCUAACACAAAAUCUACCAGUUGAUGUUAAUGGUAAAGUUGAUCUGGAAAAGGUGAUGAAUGAAGUGAAACCUUUUUCAGGAGACAAAGUUGAUACUAGUAAACUUGAAAAUGUUUUGGGAAACUUGGGGAUUAAGCUCACAUCUAAUGAACGCUUGAAUUUGCUGGAGACAGUGCCAGUUAAUGCUGAUGGAAAAGUUUAUCAGAAAAGGUUGAUGAAGGGCAUAAAAUCUCUCAAACGAGGCAAUAUUGAUGUCAAUAAGCUGGACACAUUUUUAGAAAGCAUGGGAAUCAAGAUCACAGAAGAAGAAUUCAUGGAUUUGAUAGAAAAAUUACCGUAUGAUGAUGAAGAGAAGAUCAAAGUAGAUACAGUGAUGAAAGAACUGAGUACUGUUUUAGGAAAGCAGAUAGAUGUCAGUGACCUAGAUAAAGCUCUGAAAGACAUGAAAGUAGAAGUCACAGAUAAGGAAUACUUGAAUUUAGUAAAAACUCUACCAGUUGAUGUUGAAGGAAAGGUGUUUCAAAACAGGUUGCUAGACAGUGUGAAGAAUCUUAAAAGAGGAAAGAUUGAUGUGAUUAACCUGGACACAUUUUUGGAAAAUAUGGGGAUUGAACUUUCACAUGAAGAGCUUGAAGAUUUUUCACAAAACCUGCCAGUUGAUGUGGAUGGGAAAGUUGAUCUAAAAAAUGUGACACUGAGAAUGAAAGACUUUACUGGACAAAAGAUUAAUGCCAGUGAUCUGAAAAAUGUUCUUGGAGACAUGGGGAUAGAAGUCAAUGAUAAGGAAUGUCUGGAACUGCUAAAAUCACUGCCAGUUGAUGGUGAUAAGAAAGUUUUUCAGAAUAGACUGCUAGCAGCUUUGAAGUCUUUUAAAGGUGGAAAAGUUGAUGUCAAUAAUCUGAAUCCAGUUCUGAGGAGCAUGGGGAUCAAGCUCAGAAAUAAGGAACUUAAAAGUGUAGUGGAAAAGCAACCUAUUGAUGCUGAUGGAAAUGUUCCUCUGAAAAAAGUGAUGAGUGAUAUCAAGGCAGUUACAGGAGAAAAAAUUAAUGUAGAAGAUCUGAAAAAUAUUCUGGAAGGUCUCGGGAUAGAAUUCACACCUAAAGAAUACUCGGAGCUGGUGAAAAAUCUGCCAGUUGAUGAUGAUGGGAAUAUAUAUGAAAAUAGAUUGCUAGAUGGUGUGAAAUCUUUCAAUGGUGGGAAGGUUGAUGUCAGUAAUCUGGAAAAUGUUUUGGGAAACAUGAAAAUCAAUUUCCCAAAUAACAAGCUCAAAGAUUUGUCACAAAACCUACCAGUUGAUGUGUUUGGCAAGACUGAUCUGCAUAAACUGCUAAAAGAAAUAAAGAAAAUAACAGGAGAAAAACUUGAAGCCAAGGACAUACACAAAACACUAAAAAACCUGGGGAUAGAGCUCACAAAUAGGGAAAUCUGGGAGCUGUUGAAAAUGUUGCCAUUUGCUGAUGAUAAAAAGGUAGAGAAAAAUGAUUUGCUCAGUCACAUCAAGACUUUUCCUGGUGGGAAGUGUCAUGUCUCUAAACUGGAAACCAUCCUAGAAAACUUGGGUUAUAACUUGGAGAAUGAGGAAGUUGAGGACCUGAGGAAACACCUGCCAGAUGAUGAUGAAAAGUUUAAACCAAAUACUCUCGUGCAAAAUGUUGAGUCAUUCAAAGGAGCCAAGAUUAAUGCUGAUGAAGUAGAUGGUGUUUUGAAAAACAUAGGGAUAGAACUCACACCUAAGGAACGCUGGAAGCUGCUUAAAACUGUACCACUUACUUAUGACAAAAAGUACUAUAAAAAACGGUUGCUCCAGGGUGUAAAGACUUUCCAAGGAGGACAUGUUUUAGAAAAUAAACUAGGAACCGCUUUGACAAACCUGAACUAUGAACUUGAAAAUAAAGAAUUAAAUGAUCUUCGUAACUAUUUGGAAAUUGAUGAUAGUGGAAAAGUUCCUCUGAACUCCUUGAUGAACAUAGCAAGUUUAUUUUCUGGUCAGAAGAUUAAUGCCAAGGACACACAACUUUAUCUGGAAAAUAUAGGUAUUGAAUUAACAAAAAGCGAAAGUGAGAAGCUAUUGGACACACUGCCAUUGGAUGAAAAUCAAAUGGUGUAUAAAAACAGGUUGAUGGAUGGAGUGAAGAAAUACAGAGGAGGAAAGGUUAAUAUCAAUAAAAUAGAUGAUGCUCUUGAGAACAUGGGAUUCCCACUUGAUGAGGAAGACAUUGAGGAACUAUGCAGUCACCUGCCGAUUGAUGUUGAGAGGAAAGUUAAACUGGAUAGACUUCUAGUUGAAGUACAAGAACUUCUAGGGGAGGUACUCGACCAUAAGGAUCUGGGAAAUCUUCUGAAAGACAUAGGGUUAAGAAACCAACUGAAGGAGAAUUCUGUGUUGAGGAAAAUUUUGCCACUUGAUGCUGCCGGAAAGCUGUACAAACAUAAGCUGCUGGAUGGCAUAAAGUCUCUCAAAGGAGUGGAUCUUAAUGUUGAUAAGCUGGACUGCUUCCUGGAAAAUAUGGGCUUUAAGAUUGAAGAAGAAGAACAUAAAGACCUGCUAAACAACUUGCCCCUGUAUGAUGAGGGGAAAGUAGAUGUGAGUGUGGUAAUGGAUGAAGGAAACUUUUUUACAGGUGAGAAAGUUGAUGCUAGUAACCUGGAAAAUUUUCUGGAAAAUAUGGGGAUAGAUCUCACGGAAGAUAAAGGCAUGGAACUACUGAACAAUCUUCCAGUUGAUGCCCAAAGAAGGGUGUAUAUGAACAGGUUAAUGAAAGAAUUGCAGUCUCUUGAAGGGACAAAGGUAUCUUCAGAUAAAGUGGACAUUUGCCUUAAAAACAUGGGAAUUGAUCUCACAGAGGAAGAAAUCCAGGAACUAAAGGACCACCUACCAGUUUAUGAUAAUGAGAAGAUUGAUUUAAAUGUGUUGGUGGAUAAAGUUAAAAAUAUUACAGCUGAUAAAAAGGUGUUUAAGAAAGAAUUACUGAGGGGUGUGAAGUCUUUCAAAGGAGGCAAGGUUACUGUCAGUGACCUAAGUAAUGUUCUACAAAACACUGGAUUCAACCUUGACGCAAAGGAAAUCCAGGACUUGCAAACCCACCUACCAAUUAUUGGUGAGCCUUUAGGAUGCCUUUAUCUUGUAGACGAUAACUCAGCUCAUUCUGAAAGCUGUGAGGAAAGACAUGUUCAGAAGAGAAAACUGAAAGCAGAGAUACAAUGUAGAGGCUGUUGCUGA
This is a messenger RNA of Odocoileus virginianus texanus, 5609 nucleotides long. The record is from RefSeq and is a predicted model, not a curated record. Lineage: Eukaryota; Metazoa; Chordata; Mammalia; Artiodactyla; Cervidae.